UGGGUCAUCCUUGCUGCACGUAGGCUUUCUCUAGUUGCGGCGAGUGGGGGGCUACUCUUCAUUGCCGUGCAUGGGCUUCUCAUUGCGGUGGCCUCUUGUUGCAGAGCAGGGCUCUGGGCGUGCUGGCUUCAGUAGUUGUGGCACAUGGGCUCAGUAGUUGUGGCUCAUGGGCUCAGUAGUUGUGGCUCGCAGGCUCUAGAGUGCAGGCUCAGUAGCUGUGGCUCACGGGCUUAGUUGCCCCAUGGCAUGUGGGAUCUUCCUGGAGCAGGGCUCAAACCCGUGUCCCCUGCAUUGGCGGGCAGAUUCUUAACCACUGCACCACCAGGGGAGUCCCUAUGUAUAUAUUAUUUUCCAUUAUGAUUUAUCACAGGAUAUUGAAUAUAGUUCCCUGUGCUGUACAGUAGGACUUUGUCGUUUAUCCAUUCUAUGUAUAAUAGUUUGCGUCUGCUAAUCCCAAACUCCCAAUCCAUCCCCCAUUCCCCCCCUUGGCAACCACAAGUCUGUUCUCUAUGUCUGUGAGUCCGUUGUUUUGUAGAUAAGUUCAUUUGUGUCAUAUUUUAGAUUCCACAUAUAAGUGAUACCAUAUGGUAUUUGUCUUUCUCUUUCUGACUUACUUCAUUUAGUAUGAUAAUCUCUAGGUCCAUCCAUGUUGCUGCAAAUGGCAUUAUUUCAUUCUUUUUCAUGACUAAUAUUCCAUUGUAUAUAUUUACUACAUCUGCUUUAUCCAUUCCUCUGUCAACGGAUAUUUAGAUUGCUUCCAUGUCUUGACUAUUGUAAACAAUGCUGCAAUGAACACUGGGUAUAUCUUUUCAUGUAUCUUUGCAUGUAUCUUUUCAAAUUAUAGUUUUGUCUGGGUAUAUGCCCAGGAGUGGGAUUGCUGGAUCAUAAUGUAGUUCUAUUUUUAGUUUUCUGAGGAACCUCCACACUGUUUUCCUGCACCAAUUUACAUCCCCACCAAUGGUGUAGGAGGAGGGUUCCCUUUUCUCUACACCCUCAUUAGCAUUUGUUGUUUGUAGAUUUUUAAAUGAUGGCCGGUAUAACCGGUCAAGUUUAGAACGUUCCCAUGAUCCCAAGGUGCUCGGGUUUUCUCCCGAGGACAAUGGGGGCCAAGAGAGAGUUCUGAGCAGGGGAAGGAGGGGACCCUUGCAGCUCCUGGGAGGAAGGAUGGAUUGCAGGGGCAAAGGAGGGAGCUGGGAGACCCUGAGGAAGCUGGGACCACCUCUAGCUUCUCAGCCUGUCCCCUGGUGGUGAGGCUCUGUAGAGUCUGAAACCUCUCAUUAUACUCAGUGAGGAUGACCAAGGUCUUCUGCUGUUACAGGCUCAAAGCUGCUCACGGAACAAAAAAGUGUGUUGAAGUCCUAACCCCCAGAACCUUAGAACAUGCCCUUAUUUGGAAAUAGGGUUUCUGCAGGUGCAAUUAGUAAAGAUGAGGUUGUGCUGCAGGAGGGUGAAUCCCUAAAGCAACGUGACUGGUGUCCAUGUCUUAUGACAGCCAUGUGAAGGACACAAGGGGGACAUCUGUGACAACAGAGGCAGAGACUGAAGUCCUGCUGCUACAAGCCAAGGGACACCAAGGGCUGCCAGCAGCCACAAGAACCCAGGGAGAGGCAAGGAAACACCCUCUCUUCCAUGCUACAGGAGUAUAGCCCUGCCAACACCUCGAUUCUGUACUUCCGGUCUCCAGAACCGUAUGACAAUAAACGUUUGUUGCUCUAAGCUACCCAGUUUGGGACAUUUUAUUAAGGCAGCCUGGGAAACUAACAUGUCUGGGGAGGAGCAGGACAUCACGUUGGCAUCCGGGUCUUGGGGCCAUGGAGAGGGUGUGAAUGGGGGCUCCGGAUGGUGGGGGGCUGCCUGGGGAGGAGGACCAAGCUUUUCAAUUGAGCAGAGGUGAUGAGAGCGUGGCCCAUGUAUUGUGAGAAGAAACUUUAACUCGUUUCCAGAAAGGCAUCCUGGGGAUGGGGUGGGGUGCAGGUGGGAUCCUCCCAGCAGCAUCCUCUCCCAGGGCACUGAGGGAGAGCCAUAGCUGCUCAGCGGAGGGGGCAGGGGCUUUCCUCCCCAGGAGUCUAGCCUCCAGUCCCUAGGCCGGGCUGGGGAGAAAGAUCAGAGGAGACAGACCACCCUGGCAUUGGCAGUGGGGAGACAGGGGCUACCAGACCUUCCUGUUUUGGGAGUAGGGGGUGGGCAAACAGACCAGGGGACAGUGAGUAGAGGAAGGGUGGCCAGGAGACAGAGGCCAGCCGGUGGAGCCUCAGGGGUCCUCGGGCCCAGCUUCCCCUCCUCCCGCCACCUGCGGAUGGCAACUGCCUUUCUGACAGAUAUCGGUGGGCAAGCUGGGUAGCUUCAGACCUCACCUCGGCUGCCCUAUGGCCCUGUCCUCUCCCUAUGGGGCCCAGCCAGCCCAAGCUCCCCACUGUGGGGGCGCUGCUUUGGCCGACUGCUGCACCCCACCUGAGAGUCCUUGGGCCCCAGCGAGUCCUGCUGGGCCAACAAUGUCCGAACCCAGGUCACCCUGCCUCCUACCCCCACGGCAGCCCCGGCCUCUCGCUGCAAAAACAAUUAUCUGGAUCAUCUUUAUGGGGCUUAAGCUUGGGUGGGAGCAGAUGGGGCGUGAGCCGGGGAUUUGGGGCUGGGUAUCCACUCCCCGCCACGUCCCAGUCUCUUAAAAAGCCUUCUCUGACACGGGGCCAGGGCAGAGGCCAGUGGAGAGGUGGACAGGACUCGGGGAGGGGAGCAGGGACAAUGAUGGACCAGGAAGAGAAAGAGGAUGGGGGCUCGGCCUCCUGCGACAAGGCGGGCUCCCCAGACCAGGAGGGCUUCUUCAACCUGCUGAGCCACGUGCAGGGCGGCCGGAUGGAAGAGCAGCGCUGCUCCCUGCAGGCGGGGCCGGGCCCAGCCUCCGAGGGCCAGAGUGGCCCUGCACCCGAGAUGGACAGUCUCAUGGACAUGCUGGCCAGUACCCAGGGCCGCCGCAUGGAUGACCAGCGUGUGACAGUCAGCGCCUUGCCUGGCUUCCAGCCUGUGGGCCCCAAGGAUGGAGUGCAGAAACGAGCCGGGACUCUCAGCCCCCAACCCCUCCUCACCCCUCAGGACCCGACUGCACUCAGCUUCCGUCGAAACAGCAGCCCCCAGCCCCAGACACAAGCUCCCUGAGGGCCUGAGGCAUCCUGGGCCCCAUUUGGCCCCCAA
This is a messenger RNA of Physeter macrocephalus (sperm whale), 3189 nucleotides long. It is a transcript of the gene PCP2, whose product is annotated as Purkinje cell protein 2. NCBI's taxonomy places the organism in Eukaryota, Metazoa, Chordata, Mammalia, Artiodactyla, Physeteridae. Gene Ontology annotation, molecular function: protein binding; guanyl-nucleotide exchange factor activity. The record is from RefSeq and is a predicted model, not a curated record. Bases 2386 to 3153 code for a protein of 255 amino acids. The transcript has 4 exons.